UGCAUUUGGUAAGAUCACUUGCAUCUAAAGUACAAGACCUGCGUAUCGGUUUAAAAAAAAAAACUAAGUUAAGCAAACUGUACGUCUGCACGUGUUUUCUUCAAAAUAAUGUUUAUAUUUUACCCACGUGAACAAAACGCUGUCUGAUUGGUCGGUUCUGACGAAGGCGGGGCUUCGGUACUGUAUUUCCUUUCCUGAAUCCUGUCAUUAGUCCAAUGCACGGCGGUAGCGCAUAAAAUCAGUGAAUGUUGGAUGGGAACUAUGAGACACUUUUGACUGAAUGUUUGCUUUUCAGCCUUGGAUAUUUUGGAAGAAAAUACGCUGAUUUAAACAAUAAGGCGAUAGCUGCGUUUUAAAAAUAGAUAUAUGCGAAAAAGUAAUCUUAAUACAUAUGUGCAAAGUUUCGCAGUCCAGCGGAUCAACGUGAAAUACGCAGCAUGUUGAAAUAAUGCUUCUUUUAUUAAGACCUUUAUUUUCCAGAUUUGACAGGCAGGUUUCAUUCUGCCAUAUCAUUAUAGUGUUAACCCUAUAGAAGCCACUUAUAGAUAUAAUUAACGCAUAUAAUAUAAAGUGAGGUCGUAUGUUUUAAAGUUGUUCAUUUAUUUAUUUAUCUUGUAUGUAAUAAAAGCUUAAUAUGUAACUAGUUUGCAUUUUGCGCGUUUACAUAGUGGAGCAAGUUUGUAUGGUAGCUUUAUUUAACUCUUCAACCUGUGUUGGAAGAUGAGGGCUGCAGUAAGUUGCAACCUUGUUUUCGCUCUUGUGGACAUUGUGGUCUCCACAGUCUUGUAUGUCCAUGGAUCAGACCUUGAUAUAUUUGCAAAUGAAUUAGAAGACUUUGAUAUACACCGCUGUACACUGGACCUGUGGGCAACGGUUCUCAUACGGGCCAGUCUUAUUUUUGGUGCCUGUAUAGGUGUGUUCUUUAACAGGAGUGAUGGUCCGAGAAGAGUAUCAAACCUGGGCACGCUGGUUUCUCUUGUCUGCCUCACCAAUAUAGUUUAUGCUGUGGCCAAGAUGUUGAUUCUUUCAGAGGAAGGCAAUCUAAUGUACGAUCCAUGGUUCCUGAGUUUGUUCUCCUGGACUUGUUUCUCAGCAAUAGGCACCAUGGUCUUAUGGAAUCAGCUGGCUCAAGCUACAAGUGUUGCAUCUGACAGGAAUGAUAAUGAGGAGAGGGAGAGAUUAAUGGAUAGUGUUGACAGAGAAGAUGAGUAUAGCGAGAAGAGCAAGAAGGCAAAAAAUGAAGAGUCCCAUUCAGGGGCCACUAUUGGCCGUCUGUUGUCGUACUGUAAGAAGGACUCUGCAUUGCUGUCCGUUGCUUUUUUCUGUCUUCUCCUCUCUGCUGUGUGUGAAGCAUUUAUACCAUAUUACACAGGGAAAGCAAUAGAUGGCAUGGUUAUUCAUAAAAACAUUGAUAGUUUUACCAAACCAAUAGUUCUUCUCGCUGUGUUUGCUUUGAUCAGCUCCAUAGCUAGUGGGUUUCGUGGAGGAGUCUUCUCUUUAACAUUUGCUCGGUUGAACAUUCGCCUGCGAAACCUUCUCUUCAGAUCACUAAUGCACCAAGAUAUUGGUUUCUUUGAUGCCAGUCAUACAGGUGAUAUUACCUCUAGACUUACAUCUGACACUACUCAGGUGAGCGAUCUCAUCGCACAGAAUGUGAACAUUUUCCUGCGUAACGUUGUGAAGGCCCUGGGCAUGUUCAUAUUCAUGUUCGGGAUGUCCUGGAAGUUGUCCCUUGUCACCAUGUUGGGCUUCCCAUACAUCGGUGUCGUCUCUAAGCUUUAUGGAGAAUAUUACAAGAAACUCAGCAAAGAAGUUCAGACAGCACUGGCUCAGGCAAAUAAAGUGGCAGAAGAGACGAUAUCAGGCAUGAGGACAGUGCGAAGUUUUGCAAAUGAAGAUGAAGAGUGCGACUUGUACCACAGCAAGCUGCAGGAGAUGUUUAGCCUUAACAAAAAGCAAGCGCUUGCCUACACCUGCUUCAUGUGGUCUAGCUACAUCACUGAGUUCGGCUUAUAUAUAACAAUCCUUUUUUACGGAGGUCACCUAGUUGUGACAAAUCAGAUGACCGGAGGGACCCUUAUUGCUUUUAUAAUCUAUGAUCUGGAGGUCGGAGAGGCCUUCGAGAAUAUAUCAUCAGUGUACACGGGUCUGAUGCAGGGUGUUGGUGCUGCAGAGAAAGUAUUUGAAUAUAUUGACAGGAAACCUGAUCAUGCUCUUGAUGGUCAAGAAGCACCUGAGACAUUCGAAGGGCAGGUGGAAUUUAAAAAUGUGACAUUUGCCUAUCCAACACGACCAGAGAUGGAAAUAUUGAAGAAUGUGUCCUUCAGUCUUCGUCCAGGGCAAAUAACUGCACUGGUAGGGCCCUCUGGUGGUGGCAAGAGUUCAUGUGUCUGUUUGCUGGAGAACUUCUAUGCCCCUCAGCAAGGCCAGGUGCUGGUGGAUGGCCGACCUGUUAACACCUACCAGCACAAAUAUUAUCACUCUCAGGUUGCACUAGUGGGUCAGGAACCUGUUUUGUUUGGCCGCACUGUUCAGAUGAACAUCUCCUAUGGUUUGCCUGAAGCUUCCAUGGAGGCUGUCAUCAGAUCUGCCAUUGAUGCCAAUGUGCAUGACUUCAUAACUGGCCUCUCAAAAGGCUAUGACACCGAGGUCGGUGAGAAAGGUACGCAGCUGUCUGGAGGCCAAAAGCAGAGAGUUGCUGUUGCUCGAGCGCUUAUCAGAAACCCUCGCAUUCUCAUUUUGGAUGAAGCCACCAGUGCUCUAGAUUCAGAAAGCGAAUACAUAGUUCAGCAAGCUUUGAAUAACUUGAUGCGAGAGCACACGGUUUUGGUGAUAGCCCACAGGUUGAGCACAGUAGAGAGAGCAGACAACAUCCUAGUGAUUGACAAAGGUACUGUGGUGGAGCAGGGCCCUCAUGCCGAACUCAUGGCCAAAGGAGGCCUCUACUGUAAGCUUGUUCAUAGGCAGAUUAUGGGGGCUGAAAUGGAGGUAGAGGAUCUUAACCCACCCCCAGCUGCACAAAGAAUAAUUAGUCUGAAUUUUGCAUAUUUACACAGUAGAGCAAGUUCGUAUAGUAGCAGCUUCAUUGAACUUUUCAACCCGUGUUGGAAGAUGAGGGUUGCAGUGAUUAUAAGUUGCAACCUUGUUUUCACUCUUGUGGACAUUGUGGUCUCCACAGUCUUGUAUGUCCAUGGAUCAGACCUUGAUAUAUUUGCAGAUGAAUUAGAAGACUUUGAUAUACACCGCUCUACACUGGACCUGUGGGCAACGGUUCUCAUACGGGCCAGUCUUAUUUUUGGUGCCUGUAUAGGUUUGUUCUUUAACAGGAGUGAUGGCCCGCGAAGAGUAUCAAACCUGGGCACGCUGGUUUCUCUUGUCUGCCUUACCAAUAUGACUUAUGCUGUGGCCAAGAUGUUGAUUCUUUCAGAGGAAGGCAAUCUAAUGUACGAUCCAUGGUUCCUGAGUUUGUUCUCCUGGACUUGUUUCUCAGCAAUAGGCACCAUGGUCUUAUGGAAUCAGCUGGCUCAAGCUACAAGUGUUGCAUCUGACAGGAAUGAUAAUGAGGAGAGGGAGAGAUUAAUGGAUAGCGUUGACACAGAAGAUGAGGACAGCGAGAAGAGCAAGAAGGCAAAAAAUGAAGAGUCCCAUUCAGGGGCCACUAUUGGCCGUCUGUUGUCGUACUGUAAGAAGGACUCUGCAUUGCUGACCGUUGCUUUUUUCUGUCUUCUCCUCUCUGCUGUGUGUGAAUCAUUUAUACCGUUUUACACAGGGAGCGCAAUAGAUGGCAUAGUAAUCCAUAAAAGCAUGGAUAGUUUUACCAAACCAAUAGUUACUCUCACUGUGUUGGCUUUGAUCAGCUCCAUAGCCAGUGGGUUUCGUGGAGGAGUAUUCUCUUUAACAUUUGCCCGGUUGAACAUUCGCCUGCGAAACCUUCUCUUCAGAUCACUACUGCACCAAGAUAUUGGUUUCUUUGAUGCCAAUCAUACAGGUGAUAUUACCUCUAGACUUACAUCAGACACUACUCAGGUGAGCGAUCUCAUCUCACAGAAUGUGAACCUGUUCCUGCGUAGCUUCGUGAAGGCCCUGGGCAUGUUCAUAUUCAUGUUUGGGAUGUCCUGGAAGUUGUCUCUAGUCACCAUUUUGGGCUUCCCAUACAUCGGUGUCGUCUCUAAGCUUUAUGGAGAAUAUUACAAGAGACUAACCAAAGAAGUUCAGACAGCACUGGCUCAGGCAAAUAAAGUGGCAGAAGAGACGAUAUCAGCCAUGAGGACAGUGCGAAGUUUUGCAAAUGAAGAUCAAGAGUGCGACUCGUACUACAGCAGGCUGCAGGAGAUGUUCAGCCUUAACAAAAAGCAAGCGGUUGCCUACGCUUGCUUCAUGUGGUCCAGCUACAUCACCGAGUUGGGCUUACAAAUAACAAUCCUUUUUUACGGAGGUCACCUGGUUGUGACAAAUCAGAUGACCGGAGGGACCCUUAUUUCCUUUAUCAUUUAUGAGCUGGAGCUCGGAGAGGCCCUGGAGAAUAUAUCAUCAGUGUACACGGGUCUGAUGCAGGGCGUUGGUGCUGCAGAAAAAGUGUUUGAAUAUAUUGACAGGAAACCUGAUCAUGCUCUUGAUGGUCAAGAAGCACCUGAGACAUUCGAAGGGCAGGUGGAAUUUAAAAACGUGACAUUUGCCUAUCCAACACGACCAGAGAUGGAAAUAUUGAAGAAUGUGUCCUUCAGUCUUCGUCCAGGGCAAAUAACUGCACUGGUAGGGCCCUCUGGUGGUGGCAAGAGUUCAUGUGUGUGUUUGCUGGAGAACUUCUAUGCCCCUCAGCAAGGCCAGGUGCUGGUGGAUGGCCGACCUGCUAACACCUACCAGCACAAAUAUUAUCACUCUAAGGUUGCACUAGUGGGUCAGGAACCUGUUUUGUUUGCCCGCACUGUUCAGAUGAACAUCUCCUAUGGUUUGCCAGACGCUUCCCUGGAAUCCGUCAUCAGAUCUGCCAUUAAUGCCAAUGCGCAUGACUUCAUAAUUGGCCUCUCAAACGGCUAUGACACUGGGGUCGGGGAAAAAGGAACUCAGCUGUCUGGAGGCCAAAAGCAGAGAGUUGCUAUUGCUCGAGCGCUUAUCAGAAACCCUCGCAUUCUUAUUUUGGAUGAAGCCACCAGUGCUCUAGAUUCAGAAAGCGAAUACAUAGUUCAGCAAGCUUUGAAUAACUUGAUGCGAGAGCACACGGUUUUGGUGAUAGCCCACAGGUUGAGCACAGUAGAGAGAGCAGACAACAUCCUAGUGAUUGACAAAGGUACUGUGGUGGAGCAGGGCCCUCAUGCCGAACUCAUGGCCAAAGGAGGCCUCUACUGUAAGCUUGUUCAUAGGCAGAUUAUGGGGGCUGAAAUGGAGGUAGAGGACCUCAACCCACCCCCAGCUGCACAACGGGCAUUAAAAGAGGUGGAUAAGGAAGGUGAAGAUGACUGCAGUGACAAAGAGUAUGACGCGCGAUACUAAGAGGAGGAGGUUGAAAAAUGCUUUAUUUAUUUUUUUGAUUUGGAGGCUUUAACUCUAAACUGAUAUUUUAUACUGUAUGUUUGGACACUUACAUAGUGUGCUUGUAAAGAAUAUGUUUACUAGACUGGGGUAUUACAGUUCUUGAAUAAAGCUUUAGGCAAUAAGCACUU
Messenger RNA from Misgurnus anguillicaudatus (oriental weatherfish), 5660 nucleotides. RefSeq names its product ATP-binding cassette, sub-family B (MDR/TAP), member 9 (gene abcb9). Gene Ontology annotation, biological process: transmembrane transport; peptide transport. Gene Ontology annotation, cellular component: lysosomal membrane. Lineage: Eukaryota; Metazoa; Chordata; Actinopteri; Cypriniformes; Cobitidae. Gene Ontology annotation, molecular function: ATP binding; ATP hydrolysis activity; ABC-type oligopeptide transporter activity. The record is from RefSeq and is a predicted model, not a curated record.